This is a messenger RNA of Chinchilla lanigera (long-tailed chinchilla), 1199 nucleotides long. It is a transcript of the gene Pih1d1, whose product is annotated as PIH1 domain containing 1. Gene Ontology annotation, cellular component: ribonucleoprotein complex; R2TP complex; cytoplasm. The record is from RefSeq and is a predicted model, not a curated record. Gene Ontology annotation, biological process: box C/D snoRNP assembly; rRNA processing. NCBI's taxonomy places the organism in Eukaryota, Metazoa, Chordata, Mammalia, Rodentia, Chinchillidae. The transcript is spliced from 10 exons. Bases 196 to 1068 code for a protein of 290 amino acids.
CGGGAUGUAGCGUGUAUCCCCGCCCACUCCCCACUCCCCGGGCGGCGGCCUGGAGGCUGAGGCUGGGAUACGUAGUUUGGAGCGUGCGAAUUCCUCAGCGCGAUGCGGCAGUGUGGGGGUUACUGGAAAUGAGGCUGCUGAAGGGGGAUUCGCUGAAGUAAUAUUUUAAAGAUCAGAAGACCGUCUUUUAGGGUCAUGUCGAGCUCGACACUGCUAGAACCAGAGCUGAGAGAGGCGGAGACGAUGGGUGAUGAGACAGCGCGCUUCGAGGAGCUGCUGUUGAAGGCUUCCAGGGAGCUCCAGCAAGCCCAGGCAACCACACCAGAAUCUACACAGAUCCAGCCUCAGCCUGGUUUCUGCAUAAAGACCAACUCAUCGGAAGGGAAAGUUUUCAUCAACAUCUGUCACUCUCCCUCCAUCCCUCCUCCGGCUGACUUGACCGAGGAUGAGCUGCUUCAAAUGCUGGAGGAGGACCAAGCCGGCUUUCGAAUCCCCAUGAGUCUGGGAGAGCCACAUGCUGAACUGGAUGCAAAAGGCCAAGGCUGCACGGCCUACGACAUAGCUGUCAACAGCGACUUCUACCGGAGGAUGCAGAACAGCGAUUUCUUGCGGGAGCUCGUGGUCACCAUCGCCAAGGAGGGCCUUGAGGACAAAUACAGCUUGCAGCUGAAUCCGGAAUGGCGCAUGCUGAAGAACCGGACGUUCCUGGGCUCCAUUUCACAGCAGAACAUCCGCUCCAAGCAGCGUCCUCGGAUCCAGGAGCUGGGGGACCUGCACACGCCUGACUCCCGGGGGCCUAAGGGAGGCCCUGAGAAGCCGCACCUGAGCCUCUGGCUGGAGGCGCCCGACCUCCUCUUGGCUGAAAUUGACCUCCCCAAACUGGAGGGAGCCCUGGGGCUGUCGCUGGAGAUUGGGGAGAACCGCCUGGUGAUGGGGGGCUCCCAGCAGCUGUAUCGCCUGGAUGCCUACAUCCCCCUGCGGGUCAACUCCGAGGAGAGCAAAGCAGCCUUCCACCGGAAGCGCAAGCAACUGAUGGUGGCCAUGCCCCUUCUAUCCGUGCCUUCUUAACCAGCGUGUCUCCCUGCUUGCUCUUGUGAAUGGAGCAGAGGCCGGUGAAUCUUUUUGUGUGUGUGUGUAUCUUUUUGAAACAGGGUCUCACUAGGCAGUUCAGGCUGACCUUGAGCUCACUUUGUAGCCCA